AUGGAAGUCACAUCGAUUGCGGAUUUGAAACGAAUCGGAAGGGAUGAGUUGGCGGAGCAGUUGUUGAAGACAAAAGUUGUAGCCGUGGAGAGCGCAGACGGUACAACAAAGCAGGAGAAAAUUGCUAUCGUUGAUGUUAGAGACUCUGACUACAUUGGCGGUCAUUUAAUUGGCUGUUUACACCGUCCCUCUUCAACUUUUUCUAUCAGGUUGGAUAGUUUGAUCGAGGAACUGAAAGAUCAUGAUAAAGUCGUUUUCCACUGCGCAUUAUCACAACAGCGGGGGCCUUCUGCGGCGUUGAAGUAUGUCAGAGAAAAGAAGGCGUUAGAGGCAAGGAAAAGGAUCGCGAGUAGCGAGGAAGACGAAUUGCUUUACAAGAACGUGGGCAAAAAAGUGGAUCAGGAGGUCUAUGUGCUAGAGGGCGGUUUCGUUGAAUGGCAACAAAAAUACGGAAGCGACGAGCGGUUAACAGAGGGUUGGAGAAAGGAGAUCUGGGAAGAGUAUUAA
Messenger RNA from Orbilia oligospora ATCC 24927, 507 nucleotides. RefSeq lists its product as uncharacterized. The coding region runs from base 1 to 507 and encodes 168 amino acids. Gene Ontology annotation, cellular component: cytoplasm; nucleus. NCBI's taxonomy places the organism in Eukaryota, Fungi, Ascomycota, Orbiliomycetes, Orbiliales, Orbiliaceae. The record is from RefSeq and is a predicted model, not a curated record. The transcript is spliced from 2 exons. Gene Ontology annotation, molecular function: protein tyrosine phosphatase activity.